Molecule: messenger RNA, 1123 nt
Organism: Bemisia tabaci
Lineage: Eukaryota; Metazoa; Arthropoda; Insecta; Hemiptera; Aleyrodidae
Gene: rtv
Product: QVR superfamily protein rtv
Biological process (GO): sleep; positive regulation of voltage-gated potassium channel activity; regulation of synaptic transmission, cholinergic
Source: RefSeq, a predicted model, not a curated record
UUGAACAGAAGGAUAAGAAAGUAGUCGGCCCUAAUUUAUGGAGUUUUCCCUUUCUCCAGAGUUUCCAAAGUUGGUAGAAAACAUUGAGCCAAAAGAAGCGAAGAAAGAAUUCUUCGCUGGAAGAGUUUCGAAAAGAUGCUUUUCCUGUCGGUCACGGGGUGAACUGGGUAGCUGCAAAGAUAAAUUCAAAUUUACAAAUGCUUCACAAAUUGAAGAGGGCCAAGGAGUAGAAGUGAUACCGUGUGCCUCUGGCUGGUGUGGGAAAGUCACGGAGGGAAGUUCAAGCACGUUUAAAAAUGAAGAGUACGAUACUGCAACACACAGAAUGUGCCUACAACGAGGGCCCUCAGAUGAUGAGGAGCAUUGUGCUGAGACGAUGGUCAGCCGCAACAAAGUUUUCAUGUGCUUCUGUAGAGGAGACCUUUGCAAUUCUGCCGAUUCUCAUCACAGUUCUCUUUCAAUCAUCCUUGUAGUAACCUCUGCUUUCUUAAUGUAUGUACUCAAUGGCAGCCUACACUCAUGACAGGCCAAUAUAGUUAAGUCGGUGGGUUCCUUAUUUGUGCAAUAAAAUGCUAGAUUCGUUUUUUUUUUUUUUUUGAAGAGAGAAAAUUCAAAAUAUAAACAUCAAAUUGUAACUGUCCUUUUCAGGUUAUGAGUUUCUUUCUUCCUUGCAGGAUUAAUAAUUUAUAAAUGAAGUCUCUCUUUUGUGGUGAAAUCUACAGCGAGGAGGUGUGCUCUUUUUGAAUAAAUAGUGACCAUGAUGAUGCAAGUGAAAUGGGGACAUACUUCUCAUUCCCAAAAUUUGUAUGUGAUAAUUCUUAGAUUAGAGCUUGAAAAUUAUUUUCCUUUAUUAGGAAAUGUAAUUCUCCUACAGAUGACCACACUAAUGAAAUGGAAAAUUUUGAAACUUCAUGUUGUUCCACUUUUGACUUUAGCCGUACCUUUUUUAAAAUGGAAAACCGUAAAAAACUGAGGAAUUAUCAUUCAAAUACUUUUUUUUACGAAUUUCAUAGGUUACAGUGAAAAAAAAUCAUUUUGAACUCAUUGUAUUCAUUCACUACUUUCUACGUUUCUGUAAGAAAUGAGAUUUGUUUUCCAAUAUAGUUUGAUUUUUGUAAAUAAA